Molecule: messenger RNA, 837 nt
Organism: Pyricularia pennisetigena
Lineage: Eukaryota; Fungi; Ascomycota; Sordariomycetes; Magnaporthales; Pyriculariaceae
Exons: 2
Coding region: 1-837 (278 amino acids)
Molecular function (GO): oxidoreductase activity
Source: RefSeq, a predicted model, not a curated record
AUGACAGGCCGCCUCGCCAACAAAGUCGCCAUCAUAACCGGCGCAUCCUCGGGUAUCGGGCGCGCGACGGCCCUGCUCAUGGCUCGCGAGGGUGCCGCGGUCGUGUGCAGCGACAUCCGGCAGGGCCCGCCGACGGACCCGGGCAACAGCGGCGGCGGCAGCAGCAGCAGCAGCAGCAGCACGCACGAGGAGAUCCAACGGCUCGGUGGGCGGGCGGCCUUUGUGGCGUGCAACACAUCCAACUCGGCACAGGUGCAGGCGCUGAUCAAGGCGGCGGUGGCCGAGUUCGGGCGGCUCGACAUCAUGUUCAACAACGCCGGCGUCGGCAAGGAAGGGGACAAGCACCCCAACACCAUGCUCUGGGAGUACGACGAGGACGACUUUGACGAGACCAUGGCCGUCAACGUCAGGGGCGUGUUCCUGGGCUGCAAGUACGCGGCCGCGCACAUGAAGGACCAGGAGCCGCUUGUGCCCGGCGGUGAUCGCGGCUGGAUCGUCAACACGGGGUCCAUCAUGGCGCUCAAUGCCAUCAGGGGCAUCACGGCCUAUGCGGCGUCCAAGCAUGCGGUCUUGGGCAUCACCAAGGCGGCGGCUUUAGAUUGUGCGCCUUUUAAUAUUCACGUCAACGCGGUAAACCCUGGCUUCGUCACGACGGUAAUGACACAGAAGAUGUUGAGUAAUAGCUCCAACAGUGAGGCCCUGUCUAGGCUGCAUCCACUCAAGGGAAUAGGCAAGGUCGAAGACAUAGCCAGGGCGGUGCUUUUCCUUGUCAGCGAGGAUGCGUCCUGGAUCACGGGCGAGAGUCUUUGUGUUGACGGUGGAUUUAAUGCAAUGUGA